Messenger RNA from Heterostelium album PN500, 492 nucleotides. RefSeq lists its product as uncharacterized. The transcript has 3 exons. NCBI's taxonomy places the organism in Eukaryota, Evosea, Eumycetozoa, Acytosteliales, Acytosteliaceae. Bases 1 to 492 code for a protein of 163 amino acids. The record is from RefSeq and is a predicted model, not a curated record.
AUGGGAGAAGAAAAAGUAUCAUUAUUGGAGGAAGAGAAGAAACCAGUCACCUAUCAAUCUCCACCACCAGCUUAUCAAUAUCAAGGUCAACAACAGCCUCCUGUUUAUUAUAAUCAAGGUUAUCCACCACAACAACAAGGUUAUCCAUCACAAGCUUACCCACCACAACAACAAGGUUAUCCAGCACAACAAUACCAACCACAAUAUGCCACAGUAGAUAUCAGUGCUCACCACCAAAUCACUUGUAAGAGUGAAAGAGAUUACAAUCACAUGUUGGUUAUCUUUUUAGUUGGUUUCUGUUUCAGUAUUGUUUGGAUCGGUGGAUUCUGGUAUCUCAAGUCACCAAACAAGACUGCUAGAACUUUGGCAAUCAUUUCUAUUGUUUUAUUCUUUGUUGGUCUUAUUAUUUCUAUUAUUCUACUCGGUAUUAUCUUUGGUACAAAGAUGUUGUUUAGAGAAUUUAUCUGGACAGUUUGCUUACUUGUACAAUAA